GAGUUAGGUUUGAUAUGAUUAAGUUUUUUUUUUUUAUUUUUUUACGAAAAAUAAUAAUAAUAAUUGAUAAAUGGAGUUAGGUUUGUUCGUGUUCGAGGUUUCUUGAAGUUAAAUUACGUUUUAAAUAACUACUCUUAUGUAAAACUAUAUAUACGAGUAUAUAUGUAUUAAUGUGUAUAUAAUAUUAUGUAUUAAUAUUUAAAUAAUAUUUUAUUGACAUUGUACACCACAAAUCGAAAUGGUGAGAAAGGAAGAGGGGGUGAGGGGGCCGUUUAUGUGAAUUUUAUAGCCCUCUCGCUCACACGGACACUAACUCCGUCUCUUUCCGACCAGCACAUAAAAGACGCCGGCGACGCGUUGCUUCGUUUAUUCCCUCUCGUGACUCGUUAAAGUAACGUACACGCGUGUCGUAGUAAUUUUUCGCAAUGGCCCGUACCAAACAGACCGCUCGUAAAUCCACCGGUGGUAAAGCGCCCCGCAAACAGCUCGCCACCAAGGCGGCCCGCAAGAGUGCGCCCGCCACCGGCGGUGUCAAGAAACCCCAUCGCUACAGACCCGGCACCGUAGCCCUACGUGAGAUCCGUCGCUACCAGAAGAGCACUGAGCUUCUGAUCCGCAAGCUGCCCUUCCAGCGUCUGGUCCGUGAGAUCGCUCAGGACUUCAAGACCGACCUGCGCUUCCAGAGCUCCGCCGUUAUGGCUCUCCAGGAGGCCAGCGAGGCUUACCUCGUCGGUCUCUUCGAGGACACCAACCUGUGCGCCAUCCACGCCAAGCUCGCAAUGACCGGUCGCGGUAAGGGAGGUAAAGGCCUGGGGAAAGGAGGAGCCAAGCGCCACAGGAAGGUGCUCCGUGAUAACAUCCAGGGUAUCACCAAGCCCGCCAUCCGUCGUCUCGCUCGCAGAGGUGGCGUCAAGCGUAUCUCCGGUCUGAUCUACGAGGAGACCCGCGGCGUCCUGAAGGUGUUCCUCGAGAACGUGAUCCGUGACGCGGUCACCUACACCGAGCACGCCAAGAGGAAGACCGUCACCGCCAUGGACGUAGUCUACGCUCUGAAGCGUCAGGGCCGCACCCUCUACGGUUUCGGAGGUUAAGCAAGCGGCGCUGGACACGACGAUAUCGUGUAAUACGUGUAACGUAUUACCGUAUCGCGCGCGAGCGCACCGCGUGCGUCCUUCUCGGACGCAAAUACAAAAAAAGGCCCUUUUCAGGGCCGCAAAUAAUUCUAUGAUACGAUUACGAUACAUAGUUUCAGUACCGAUACAAACGGACAAACAAUCUAUCGAUCUAUCUAUCUAACCUAACGUACAUAUUAUACUUAUUUACGUUAAAAUAAUAUAAUAUAAUUAAUUAAUUACUUACCCCGCACCCCAACUCCAAUAUUCCAAGUUGUACAGCCAGAUUGCUUGCCGCAUCGGUGGUUUGACGACAGCUCUCUGAAACAAUUAUGAUAAAACGUAUUGAGACUUUAUUAACACGAAGUAGCAAUCUACCACCGCACGGCAGUCUGUAAGUAAAUACAUACAUACAUAACUGAACGCCGACCGACCGCUCGUCAAUACUUACAUAUUAUGUAUUGAAAUUAGACAAAAUGUGUUACCCUAAAUUCCAUAAAUAAAUUAAUAAAUAUUAUAUCAUGCAAGUUGCGGAAACUUGCAUAUUAUAAUAUUCAUGAACAUUUCUACAUAAAUAAAUGCAUAAAAU
Cydia pomonella (codling moth) is the source of this 1701-nucleotide messenger RNA. Its product is annotated as histone H3-like. The record is from RefSeq and is a predicted model, not a curated record. NCBI's taxonomy places the organism in Eukaryota, Metazoa, Arthropoda, Insecta, Lepidoptera, Tortricidae. Gene Ontology annotation, molecular function: DNA binding; protein heterodimerization activity; structural constituent of chromatin. The transcript has 2 exons. The coding region runs from base 426 to 1091 and encodes 221 amino acids. Gene Ontology annotation, cellular component: nucleosome.